GACCGCGGGUGGCCUCCAGCCACCGAGACGGAGGAAGCCCGGGACGCGGCGCGUCGACGCGGUGCCUUGCGUGCCUUCGAGAACACGAAACGAACGCGCGCGCUUGCCCGUACGGAACCGUGUGUGCACCCCUUUUGCGUGUUUUGGAACGCGCGCACAGCAUCCGCUCUGCGUCAGAGCGCGCGCGGCGGCACAUGGUCCGACCGUGUCCCAACCAGCAUCCCCGAUCUCGUCCGAGUUCGACCCUUCGCUCGAGAUGGGCCGAUCAGUAGCACGAGCGCGGCACGAGUGCGGCACGCAGCAGCGCAGUCUGGCUGCGGAGAAGGGGUUGUCAUGAUCGGUCUCGGGCUCUACGCACACCGCGUCGUCAUUAGCUGACUGUCAUCGACCAUCAGCGAGAUCGAACAUGACGUCCGGGAACAGUAGUGAUACCAGGGAAGAAUCGUCGUCAUUGUCAUUGUCGUCGUUGUCAUCGUCGUCGUCGUCGUCGCCGUCGUCAUUAUCAUCGUCGUCGUCGUCGUCGUCUUUGCGAUUGGCACGCGCGACUUCCUCGACUGAGUCGUAGCGGAGUGUGAUUAACUGAUCCGUUGUACGUGCGCUUCCACACCGAUCGACGGAGAUCGGCAUCGAUCGAUCGAGCGACCGUGACGAGAGGGAGGCGAAGCGACUCGAGGCAGCGAGGGACGAACGCGUGAAACUGAGCUUUCCAAAGUGGGUCGAACCCGCGGCUCGUUUACUCUCGCUGGUCGAAGAGCCAUACCAUUUUCCCGUGGAUGCGACCGCGGGAGAUUUGCGGCGAACCGAGCGUAGAUGUGCGCGAGCGCGCGCGCGCGCGCGCGCUUCUAGUUGCACGCGUGCACUUAUACACGCGCGCAGCUACGAUGAUAUCUAGCUCAAACCAACCAUUGGUCCACAACGCGGUUCUUUGCUCUCGAUAGCUAAAAGCGGGUAGUACACGGUGUUUGUGGCGAGAAGGGGACUCGAAACUGCGGAAAAGGGAGAGAGCGUGCCAGGAAGAAAGGGGUGAAGGGAACGACAGAAAGGGAAAUAGGAAGAGACGAAGAGAAAGAGAGAGGGGAGAGGGAAAUCGCUCGUGGGAGAAGUGGUAGGGAGAGUAAGAGAGACGGAUACACAGAGAACGAGCGAGCAAGCGAGAAAGAGAGAGAGAGAGAGAGACCACGAGAAGAGCUGGAGAGAGUAAUGAUCGUGACGACGGUCGUGCGGACAAAUGAACACCUCGGCACAGCAUUUGGGAUAUUCCAAAGAUGUGAGGAAUGAUCACGUGGGUGAUGGUCGGGCUGCUUCUGGCUGCGGAAACUUGCGGCAGAAACGUCCUCUCCGGAAACGGAAACGGAAACGGAAAGGAAGAGGCGAAGCGGCGGGAGGGUCUGAAGGGCGUCAGCGUGGACGAGGAAGACACCUAUCGUCUAACGUGCUACACUUGCGUCAACGUCAGCGAUAACCAGAUGUGCAACGAAUGGGCGAUAGAUACACCGUGUCCGGCGGGCGGCCGUGAUUUCUGUCGAUCGCUGCACAUUCUGGACAGCCGAGGGAACAGCGUCUUGGUAAGCAAGAGUUGCGCCAGCAGCGAGGAAUGCGGGCCAGCGUCGGUCGGUUGCAUUCCCGUGGACACGCAGCAGAUCUGUAUAAGCUGCUGCGACGAGAGCUACUGCAAUAUCGAGUCGCCGACUAACGCCACUAACGCGAUCUACUCGCGCAAACGGCGCGCCAAGUCGAAAUCGAAGCGCAAACGGCCCGGCAGAAACGGGGUCGACGCGGCGACGCGGCUCUACGGGUCCAGUUUGCUCUGGCUUCCCGCCUCGCUCUUCUAUGCAUAUCAUUGCUGAGGAAGCAGCAAACACUAACCGCGUACGCGAAACGGACAGCGCGGAAAUCGCGCGCGGGUAUAUUGACGAUAUACGCGCGCGACUACGCGCCAUCAUGGACGCGACUCGCCGUCUCUCGCUCGUGAAUGUUCUCUUCUGUGAUUCCUCCGUAGAUUCACGCUCGCCUAACUACGCAAAACACCCGACACCGCCGUCUGAAUUCCGACCAAGCUUACCGACGAACUUCCCCGCCAACGGGAGGACCAUUUCGCGCAGAGUUUCCGCGCCCGUCGUGCCGAUAUCUCUCGGCAGAGACCGUCGUCCAAUUGUUUUGGAGAGAACGCUAAUCGCUCUAUUUUUCGUACUCUUGUUUGAGAUUCUCGCCACCACUGGUUAACUUUAAUGGGUACCGCCAAGACUUGACGUGCGCGCGUGCACGUCGACCGGAUUUACCGAGCGCUUGGUGUUUCGAGCAUGGCGGAAGAGAGCGAAACGUACGUUUCGGGGAUGGAGUGUCCGCGCGAGGAGGAAUCGCCUGGGAGCGGUUCCAGGAAAUUCGGGGAACGAGCAAAGAGCAGUCGAAAAACUUGGCGCCGUUCCGCGCUGUCCGAGACACGUUAUUAAUCGGGGACCCUUCGAACUAAUCGGGUCCCCCGUGAUGGCAAAAGGAAUUGUUUUCUCGUCGUAGUAUCGGUAGUUGCUAUGCCUCGGUAGAAGGAACUUAAGGCACAAAGAGUAUGAGAGAGACUCGGAGGAGACCGAUCGAUCCGAAUUCGUUUCCGUUCCGAGACCCCACGACAAUCUAGACAACACGCAAUAAAGACUAUUGAUAAUAACGCUAAGAUGUAGUUUUACCGUGUGGUGAACUGUCUGUGUGUCUACUCUAUACUCGAUGUGUACUCCUCUUUCACAAGACCAAAAGUCCAAUAUGCGAGUGCGCCGUGAUUAACGAAGGGGAAUAAUUAAUUGCGAAUGCGCCGUGAUAAAAUCUCGAGGGUACAUACAUAAAUGUAAAACAUUCGAAAUUUUAAUUAAAUCGACUUCUUGCCAACAAAAUAUUUGUAAAA
Messenger RNA from Odontomachus brunneus, 2893 nucleotides. RefSeq lists its product as uncharacterized. The transcript has 6 exons. Gene Ontology annotation, molecular function: acetylcholine receptor regulator activity. Lineage: Eukaryota; Metazoa; Arthropoda; Insecta; Hymenoptera; Formicidae. The record is from RefSeq and is a predicted model, not a curated record. The coding region runs from base 1275 to 1847 and encodes 190 amino acids.